GGCAAAAGAAAGAGGUUAUGUUUACGUGAACGAGUGCGACGAUCAAGCUAAAUAUUUUCCUCUUUUUUUGAAGUAAAUAUCGCAAUUAUUCAAGAACUUUUAAAUGAUUGUAAGUGCAGAAAUGGAGGAUUGCAGUAUUCGCUACAGAGAAGUUAUACCAAAUCAGUCUGUGGAGGAGAAAUGGAAGGAAAUAACAUUGACCUUUGGCGGAACUCAGAGUACACUCCAAGAUAUCAGGAUUGCUGAGAAAGCAGGUGGAUUUUGCUAUGCGGAUAAAUCCAAUUUGCAGAGCCGCAACAGAUAUAUUUAUUGGCGUACAUCUCACGAUAUCCUGGAAUUGUCUGAAGUGAGUUUAGACUUGGACUUGGUGGACAAUAAUGUUCGCUAUAAAUUUUCCGAAUCACGCAUUUUGGCUGUAUCAGUUUGUGAACUAGUGGAUUUUAUUGUGAUUCUCGUGGCAACGGUGGGCAGUGUACACCGACUGUACUACCCACAUCCUAACCAAUUGCAUAAAUCCACCGUAUUGGAUACGAAAUGUAUGUCAAUCUUCAAAGAGGCAUCCGUGACACAUGCCAGAGAUCCACUAACUUUCCACAUGAUUGGGUCGGCGACAUCCACAAAUCAGCCCAUUGCCCAUGCCGCUGCUUGUGGGAUGAAUGAAGAUGGGUCAGAAGCAUAUUUUGCUUUAGCUAGGCAAAAUACCUUAACACUCUUCACAAUGAACUGCUCCAAUGGGCACACAGUUUCAAUGGAGCUCCGGCAGACCAAUAUGGUGCCGCGAAUAUUAUCCAAUUUCACCGGAGUUUUACGUGGCAAAAACAGUUCAAACAACAACUACGUCAACUCUCUCAUCUUCUACACAAUUGCUGAUGUUACCUACCUCUUUGCGCUGUACAGAGACAAUUUUCUACGAAUGUGGUCUCUAGGCAGUGGACAGUGCGUAGCAACGAUAAAUUGCCAUGAAGAUAGCACCGAAACAAAGUUGCAGAAUCCCCAAAAUAGUACACUACGCUGCGGCAAAUCCAACACAAUUUGUGCUUUCCUAAGCUACGCUUCCGGGUGUGAAUUUGUCAUUAUUAACGUAGCUCCUGAUCCAAUUGGUGGAUCCAAUCAUACGCUCAAUCUUGUGAAUAUAAUUCUAGCUCCUAGCUACGAUUUGAUUGAGUAUCAGCUAACGGAGAAUCGUAUUUGGGGGCUUUUCUGCAACUCCGAAGGAGAGUACAAAGUUUCCAGUGUGAGCCUCGUUCCCGGAAGCGGUGUUAACUGGAUAUCAGCGGCAUUGCAACCUCUUCCGGAUCGCUUUACUGCACAACAGAUUGAGAUAACAAAGGACCCACGGCAGGCUUACUGCUCCUACAUCUUCCAACCGGGUCGCUUCCAAAAAAGCGUCAUCGCCAAGGCACUCGUCAUGUUUCGCCGCUCAAAUAUUCUGCCUGACAACAACUAUCCCAUAAGCAUCCUCAAAGAUCGUGUAUGCCAUGCAGUCGCUACUGAUAUUGAGAAUGAGAUUCGUGGUUUGGACUUGCCCGAUGAGGAGUACAUUGAAAUUUGUGUGUACUUCUGGGAUAAAUUCUACUCAUGUUGCGAACAGUAUCACAUGAAGGCUUGCCAACCAAUUGGGCUGAUUCCACUGCAACUGGAAUCCUUGGACACGGUGUGCAUCGUGAAGAAAAAUAUGUUUUCAUUACUUCGACGAUGUGAACUACUUGAACAUUGCAUGCUGUCCGGGAGGCAAGUGGACACCGAAGAAGGUAGUCAACUUCCGCGGGAGCUUGAGGAAAACUCCGCGAAAAUGGAUGGUCUUGUAAAGUUGGUGGCAAUCCUUGCGGAGAUUGAGCAUCAAAUCCCAGAUGAUGAUAAACUGGACAUUGAUCGACGACUCUAUCAGCUUCAGAUGCCCAUCAAUAUUGUCUACAAUCUCGUGAGGGAAAUGCUUGCUGGGGAAUAUGACAAAACUCCCCUAACACGUGCCUUCCUCACACAAAUUCGCCAACAAGCGCUCAAUAUUAAAGACGUCCCUGAAGCCAUGCACGCACUACUUGAAGCACUUCGAUUGGAUUUUGCACCUCAGGAUGAAAUGUCGAGAUAUUCGGGGCAGAAUGAGCACAUAAAGAACCUCUUUGCCAGCCAAUUUGGCAUUUCCAUUGUGGCUGAAUCCCUUGAGCAAAUCGCUACAAUUCGAUAUGUUUUGUGCCGAAAUCUCCUUAUUCUUCAGCACAUUUUCAUCGACACCAACGCCCUGCCGAGUGAUGUCCUCGAAAAUGUUCGAUCGCACCAGAUGCCGGAAACGGAAGUUUUUGUACAAGCCUACUUUGUAAUUGUGUGGAUUUGCAAAAGUUCAGCUGAUCCCGGAUACGUGAAUAGUGCUCUCGAUAGUAGCAUCAGUCGUCUCAACAGCCUCCAACUGUCUGAUGCGCGGCAAUUUAUGCUCAAAACAACCGAACCCUGUUCCCUCCUGGAGCUCUUUCUCAAGAAUAGGGGAUGGCAUAUGAUGCUGCAGCAUUACAUGUCGGGAAAUUUUCGAACACCCAUAAAUGAGUCGCAGACAGAGACAACUCUGCUUUCAUUGGCAACGAUUGUGGGUCAAUUAGUUUGGCCAGUGUCGGGAAAUUUUGCAUUCGGUGCGUGGUUAAUUGGUAGCUGCCAACAAAUUCAUAUUCAGGACUAUGUGCGACUUCUAAAUGGCUGGUGUGAGUGGAACAACUGCUCAAGGCAAUUUAUCCUGGCUGUUUCAAUGCUGGACAGUGGAGAGGUGGAGAAGGCAUAUGAUCUCUUCAUACAGGCAUCACGUGGUGUCUACACGGAGCCCUUCCUUAUGGAGAAGAUCAUUGGGCAAGAUAUGGAAGGAGAACUGACCACGGGUGAAGCGAUUGUUAUGUAUUACCUGAAGGUAAUUCGUCUUUUUGAGCAGUACAAUGCCCUACAGUGCGUCAUACGACUUGCACAGAGUGCCAUUCAACUCUUGGUGCCAAAACAUCCGCAACUGGCCAUGUUCCAAUCGAUCAUGUUCACCAAUCAUUUGGCUCUCGAUCACUACGAGGAAGCUUACCAUUCACUCAUUUCCAAUGUAGAGCCUUCCCGCCGAAAGGACUACCUGAGAGAGUUGGUGAUGUGUUUAUUUCAGAAGAAGCGCCUGGAUUUGCUAAUGCGAUUCCCAUACAUUGGGCUACAGGAUGAAUUGGAGAGUAUUAUAGAGACAAGGGCACGAUCAAUGCCAAUUGAGGACAAUAUUCACUACAACUUCCUCUAUGCCUUCUUCAUUACAAAGGAUAAUAUGCGUAAGGCUGCAGCAGUUAUGUAUGAGCAGGCAAUGAGAUUUGGGUACGAAAGUAAUUCUCUCGAUGCCAUGCAGUAUCGCUACGAUUGCCUUCUAGCGUGCGUAAAUGCCCUACAUUUGGUUGAUAAACAAUACGCAUGGAUUGCAAAGCCAGUUAGUAGCAAAGAGGAUGGGUGUCUUGUGGAUAAGGUGGUUGUACUCGAGAUUGAAGAUAUUCGACGGGAAUUACACUACAUCGAGGCAUCGAUCAUUCUAUCCAGACAUCGACGCGAAUUGAGUUCAGUCCUCAAGGUGGGUGCUGAUGAAUUAGUUGCCCUACUGUCAACAUCUCGACUCUUCACUGCUGCCAUCAAGCUUGCAAGAACGUAUAAAAUCACACCGACAGUUGUUGUGGAGAAUCUCGCAUCAGCAUGCGUACAUGCUUCUUCGGAACAGAGCAAUGAAGUGUGGCAGUGGCUACAGGAGAAUGAUCUUGCGGAUUUACCACUAAAGAACUCUCCCGUUGCCGUAGCGUGGAAUCUUUUGGAGAAGCUUGUCAUGGAGAAUGAGGUGACUGGAACGACAAUCAUUCGACGAUGCGUUGCAAAGAGAAUUCUCCAUCUUGGAACAUUUCUGCCCUACUGGCUAUUCCUUUCGUACAAGAAAGCAAAUCCAAGUGAACUUCUGCAUCUCUUUAUUGUCCAUGGACAUCUUGUGGAAGCAACGGACUUUGCCACAUCAUACCUCGCUGCUAUGCUGGGAAAUAAUUAUGAGGCAUUUGGCCUGAGGAAUUCCCUUCUACCCAAUGAGGCAGCUCUGUGUCUCCCUGUACACGAUCUUGAUCUCCUACUACACGCCCUCAAGUUGAAUUUUGACUACGACACCGCAUACGAGGAAGCCCAUAAGAAGUUGACUGAUUGUGUUGAUGAAUACCUCACGGCAGUGGACAAGGUGUCCGUGAGUAAAGUUCAGUACGAACUGCAAAAAUGCUAAUUUUCUCUCAAUUUCAAUUGGAAACAUUUAAUAAAUAUUUUUCAUUGUCAA
Molecule: messenger RNA, 4300 nt
Organism: Lutzomyia longipalpis
Lineage: Eukaryota; Metazoa; Arthropoda; Insecta; Diptera; Psychodidae
Gene: Nup160
Product: nuclear pore complex protein Nup160 homolog
Exons: 4
Coding region: 104-4249 (1381 amino acids)
Cellular component (GO): nuclear pore
Molecular function (GO): protein binding; structural constituent of nuclear pore
Source: RefSeq, a predicted model, not a curated record